UCCCUCCGCGGCUCCCGCCGGUGCACCUGCCUUGGGCUCCCGAGGCUCCUCUAGGCUCGUCCCCUCUUCCUGCCGCUGCCUGCCGGUGCCCCCCUGCGACCCCGCCUUCGGCUGCUGGGGCUCUCGGCCUUUGGGCACCCGGCCCUGCGGUCGCAGUUCUUUGAACUCUGGAAGCAGGCGUUUGCUUGUCCGGAGAGAAGGCUUUGUUCUGGCUGGGCUCAGGGUCUGUGAGGCCUGAAGCUCAGCCCUUUUGAGGGAUGGGGAGGAAAGAUUUCAAAAGUUCGAGUGCAAAACAGCCAGGCCUGGAAGAAGGGACCCUUGGGUGCCUCUGCCUCGGGGGUCUGCGAGCCGGGCCUUGAGCGGCCCGAGUAUGGGCUCCUCUGUCCGCCAGGCUUUCGUCGCGAGAUGAGCAAGCCGGCUGAAAGCCGGUUCCUUCUGUGGCCCAGAGCCCCAUCCUGCGCUGUCUGUGCAGGCCGGUGGUGUGGGACGUAGUGGCGUUUGCGUGGGGUACGCCACCUUGGCUGGCAGCGACGUUAGGUGUCUCCAGGGAUUCGCUAGCCGCUUGCAGAAAUGCCUCCUUGUGCUUACUGUGUGUUCUGGAAGAUUGGUUUGCGCAAUGCUAUCCGGCCUAAAGGGUAUUAUGAAAAGUAAUUUUUAAUUAUUUUUAAGAGUUGCAGAUAAAUUCUGGGUACUCGAAAACAGGCGAAAAGACUGUCCAGGAUUUAAUAAAAUUCUGUUAUUUGGAGGCUUAAGCCUGUUCUCCCUCCCUUCCUGUACCUCUUCGGUAUGUCCAAAGAUUACUAUCCAACAGCUCCGUUUGAAUGAAUAUCAUUGUAAGGGCCACAGAGCUAUUAUCUAAAAAUACAUGAGGGUCUACCUAACACUUCUAGCAAUCCAACAUUUCAGCACUCUAAUUUAUGUCUAAAAUGUAUUAAAGGCUACAGAAAAUCCACAAAAAACAAACAAUACCUUCUGUAAAAGCAAGCCAAGACAUUAGUAAGUAACUGGGGUAUCGAUGAUGAAACUGAACGAAAUGUGGCAGGACUCCCAUUUCAGGCAUGUGGUCUCUGCUCCUGGCUUCAACGGAAGCUGCCUACGAGACCGUUGUCCCUUUAUUUGUGUGUAAUGUGGUUUUAAUUCAGUGUUGUAUAAAGUUACGUAUCCAGUUGUUUUUCUAUAGUUUGUGAAUGUAUUAACACUUGGUUUUGUAAACAGGGCAGGAAAGAAAAUAAAUGCUUAGUGACCUGUUAACAGAUUCCAGACAACACUUCUCUGUUGCCAAACUCCAAAUGGUGGACUUGUGAAAGAAUUCCCUUUGGACCAGGUCCAUUGUGGGUAGUAUCCAAGGCAAAUGUUUGUGCUUAAAUUGCAUGGUUUCCUACUUGGCUAUAUGCUUCACUCAUAAUUGGCCCAUUGCUACUGGCAAAUCACUAUCAACAAUGUUUCUCAUCAAGGACAUUGGUAGUAUUUUAAAAUUAUUUUUCUGUGUGUAUUUUAAUGCUAUAAACAGCCAGUGCAAAUUAGGCUUGCUCUCAGUAUAUCGUUUUACAUCGUUGAUCUAUAAUUCAUUACCUGAGCACACGAGGGGAGGCAGUGUUGUGAAUUGUACACUGGGAAACUACCUGGGGAAACCAUGCUUUGUACUUUUAACGUGUAUAAUUCUAUUUAAGAUCAAGCAAGGUUUAGUUUGUGCCUGAUUGUCUUCUUUGAAAAUGGAUUUGUUAUCCAGGGUUUGCAGCUGAUGAUGCUUUGGCUUUAAUAUGUUUGCUGCUGCCACCAAGAGCUUUGUCAAGCAAGUUGGAGAUGGAGGGAGAUUAGUGCCGGUUCCCAGCCUCAGUGAAGCUGACAAAUACCAGCCUUUAAGUCUGGUGGUGAAAAAGAAGAGAUGCGUUCUGCUUCCGAGAUAUAAAUUUACUUCAACACCGUUUACACUGAAAGAUAUUCUUCUAGGAGACAGAGAAAUUUCAGCUGGCAUUUCAUCUUAUCAGUUACUGAAUUAUGAAGAUGAGUCAGAUCUUUCUCUCUAUGGAAGGCGAGGGAACCAUAUUGUAAACGACGUUGGGAUUAAUGUUGCUGGGUCAGAUUCCAUUGCUGUAAAAGCUUCAUUUGGUGUAGUAACCAAACAUGAAGUAGAAGUAUCAACAUUACUCAAGGAAAUUACUACACGAAAAAUUAAUUUUGAUCACAGUUUGAUCCGUCAGUCAAGGAGCAACAGAAAGGCGGUAUUGUGUGUGGUUAUGGAAAGCAUUCGAACCACGCGACAGUGCUCUCUGUCAGUGCAUGCUGGAAUUCGAGGGGAAGCAAUGCGGUUUCACUUUAUGGAUGAACAGAAUCCCAAGGGAAGGGAAAAAGCUAUUGUGUUUCCAGCACAUACAACUAUAGCUUUCAGUGUUUCUGAGCUCUUUAUUUACCUGGAUGGUGCCUUUGACCUUUGUGUCACUUCAGUGUCAAAAGGAGGAUUUGAAAGAGAAGAAACAGCCACGUUUGCACUGCUCUACAGAUUGAGAAAUAUACUGUUUGAAAGAAACAGAAGAGUGAUGGAUGCCAUUUCUCGUUCACAGCUUUACUUGGAUGACCUUUUUUCUGACUACUAUGACAAACCUCUCAGCAUGACUGAUAUUUCACUCAAAGAAGGAACUCAUAUCCGAGUUAACUUGCUUAAUCACAACAUUCCAAAAGGGCCUUGCAUACUCUGCGGAAUGGGGAACUUAAAAAGGGAGACGGUUUAUGGGUGCUUUCAGUGUUCUGUUGAUGGGCAGAAGUAUGUGAGACUUCAUGCAGUCCCUUGUUUUGAUAUUUGGCAUAAGAGAAUGAAAUAAAAUGAA
This is a messenger RNA of Lepus europaeus (European hare), 2825 nucleotides long. It is a transcript of the gene PJVK, whose product is annotated as pejvakin. The transcript has 6 exons. NCBI's taxonomy places the organism in Eukaryota, Metazoa, Chordata, Mammalia, Lagomorpha, Leporidae. The record is from RefSeq and is a predicted model, not a curated record. Bases 1761 to 2819 code for a protein of 352 amino acids. Gene Ontology annotation, biological process: programmed cell death. Gene Ontology annotation, cellular component: cytoplasm.